Messenger RNA from Myotis brandtii (Brandt's bat), 793 nucleotides. RefSeq names its product CD97 antigen-like. The annotation marks the transcript as partial. Gene Ontology annotation, biological process: supramolecular fiber organization. The transcript has 7 exons. NCBI's taxonomy places the organism in Eukaryota, Metazoa, Chordata, Mammalia, Chiroptera, Vespertilionidae. Gene Ontology annotation, molecular function: calcium ion binding; microfibril binding. The record is from RefSeq and is a predicted model, not a curated record.
CCCUGGCUGGAAGCCGGUUCCUGGGUCACCCAAUGCCCAAACAACACUGUUUGUGAAGAUGUGGAUGAAUGCACCUCCGGGCAAAACUCCUGCCACAAAUCCGCCCAAUGCCACAACACCGAGGGCAGCUAUGAGUGCCGCUGCCGCCCUGGCUGGAAGCCGAUUCCUGGGUCCCCCAAUGGCCCAAACAACACCGUCUGUGAAGAUGUGGAUGAAUGUACCUCAGGACAAAACUCCUGCCACAAAUCCACCCAAUGCCACAACACCGAGGGCAGCUAUGAGUGCCGCUGCAGCCCUGGCUGGAAGCCGAUUCCUGGGUCCCCCAAUGGCCCAAACAACACCGUCUGUGAAGAUGUGGAUGAAUGUACCUCUGGGCAAUACUCCUGCCACCCAUCCACCCAAUGCCACAACAAGGAGGGCAGCUAUGAGUGCCGCUGCAGCCCUGGCUGGAAGCCGGUUCCUGGGUCCCCCAAUGGCCCACACAACACCGUCUGUGAAGAUGUGGAUGAAUGUACCUCUGGGCAAUACUCCUGCCACCCAUCCACCCAAUGCCACAACAAGGAGGGCAGCUAUGAGUGCCGCUGCAGCCCUGGCUGGAAGCCGGUUCCUGGGUCCCCCAAUGGCCCACACAACACCGUCUGUGAAGAUGUGGAUGAAUGUACCUCCGGGCAAAACUCCUGCCACAAAUCCACCCAAUGCCACAACACCGAGGGCAGCUAUGAAUGCCGCUGCAGCCUUGGCUGGAAGCCGAUUCUUGGAUCCCCCAAUGGCCCAAACAACACCAUCUGUGAAG